AUGGUAGCCACAGCCGUCGAGCUGCCUUUGCAGCAAAAGACCGAUGCCAACGCUCAACAAACCGGGCCCGUGCCAUUCGGCAACUCCCUCCUCAAAGAAUUCCUCCACGACCCUGCCUACCGGAACCUCAACCACGGCUCCUUCGGCUCCAUCCCCCGCUCCAUCCAAUCCCGGCUCCGGCACUACCAAGACCAAGCCGAGUCCCGCCCGGACUCAUUCAUCCGCUACCAAACCCCUCUCCUCCUCGAUGAAUCGCGCGCCGCGCGUCUCUUCCCUUUUGGGAUCCUGCGCAACAUCGUCUGGAACACCGAUGGCCUCGAUGAGAUUUUGUAUUUCGACACCAUCUACGGCGCGUGCGGGAAGACGAUCGAUUAUGUGAUUGAAGACAAGCUUGGCGUCGUUAGCAGUCGUUGCGUGCAACUCACAUACCCGGCCGAAGACGAGGAUGUCAUCUCCGCAUUCCGCGCCGCUAUCCAAGCCAGUCGCGCCGAAGGAAAACGACCACGGUUAGCAGUUAUCGACGCAGUGAGCAGCAUGCCAGGCGUGCGCUUCCCCUUCGAGUCUAUCGUCCAAGUCUGCAAGACCGAGUCCAUAAUCUCCUGCGUGGACGCAGCGCAGGGUAUCGGAAUGGCUGAUUUGAAGAUCAGCGAAACCGACCCCGAUUUUCUGGUGACAAACUGCCACAAAUGGUUGUUUACCCCACGCGGAUGCGCCGUUUUCUACGUACCGCUACGAAACCAACAUCUUAUUCGGUCUACCCUCCCUACAUCGCACGGGUUUGUCCCUAAACAGGGGGAUAGAUUCAACCCGUUGCCACCGACAGAAAAAUCAGAGUUUGUUAAUAACUUUGAGUUUGUCGGUACCGUCGAUAACUCACCAUUUUUCUGCGUCAAGGAUGCGAUUAAGUGGAGGCAUGAAGUGUUGGGGGGGGAGGAGAGGAUCAUGGCUUACACCACCUCCUUAGCCAGAAAGGGGGGAGAAAAAGUGGCCGAGAUAUUGGGCACCAGGGUCCUCGAAAAUCGGAGCAAAACCUUGGUCAGGUGCGCGAUGGUUAAUGUUGCGCUGCCACUUGUUACUGGGCAGAACCCGAAGAAUGAGGUGAAGCUCACGGAGGCGGAAGAGGAGGAAACAAAGGGGAUGUAUGAGAUCCCGCAGGAGGAGGCGGCAAAAGCGUUCAAUUGGAUGUAUAAAGUCCUGCAGGAGGAUUAUCAUACGUUUGUGCCGAUGACGUUUUAUAGGCGCAGGUUUUGGGCGAGGUUGAGCGCGCAGGUGUAUUUGGAGGAGGGAGACUUUGAGUGGGCGGGCAAGACGCUGAAGGAGGUUUGUGAGAGGGUGGCGAGGGGGGAGUAUAAGCUGUGA
Molecule: messenger RNA, 1359 nt
Organism: Neurospora tetraspora
Lineage: Eukaryota; Fungi; Ascomycota; Sordariomycetes; Sordariales; Sordariaceae
Product: pyridoxal phosphate-dependent transferase
Exons: 3
Coding region: 1-1359 (452 amino acids)
Source: RefSeq, a predicted model, not a curated record